UCACGAUUUCCUCCUAUGCCUACGUCUUCCCACCAUACAAGCACCCGAAUCUGAAACCCUCACGCUCUCUUGUGCACAACAUUCGUCCUGACUCUCAUGUAGUCACCCAAUUGACUUCCAAUCUUUCCACGGAUAUCAGCAUGGACGACCACCUGGACGCAGUGCACGCGUUGAAAAGACAGCUCGAACAAGCGAGGGUCCAACCCUCAGACACGCCAUCCUCUGAUAACUGGUCCGAUUUAUUCGAUGCUCACAUAGCGAACUUUGAGAAUCAUGAUAUCAUACUUAAUAAAGUGCUGUCGCUGCAUGCUAUUCCUCCCGGUGUUCGGCUUGAGUUGGUGGCGAUGUCUGUGAGCACGGAGCAGUCGCGACAGGCAGCAGUGAAAUUGAAGGGACUCCUGUUCUCAGUUCAAAACAUCACCAACCUUGCGUUUCCAGCACCUCCACAUCCCGAGCCGAGUACAGCACCUUUCGCCUGCUUGAUCAGAAUCAGCAAUCUAGCCAAUGAGAUCACUGCAGAAGACAUAGCCGUAAAGUUUGAAGGCUAUGGCGUAUCAAAUAUACGAUUCGUUCAAGAUGGAAGACGGUGCCGGUGCGCCAUCGUCUCCGUCCACUCUGGGAGAAUGCAGCAGCUUGCGUGCAGCGAGAUGAACGGAAAAAUAUUACGUGGCAGACAUCUCUUGGUAGAAGCUUUUGCUGAUGCCCCGAAAGAUAUUGAUUCAUCUUCUAUACCUCCAGAACACGCAAUCAGAGCCGAGGAUACCGUCAAGAGCUCAUCACGAAAGGCACAGACACAAAAGCCUAUCACAGGGCGAAUUCCAGGAAGCUUGCUCCCCAAUGAUGUCAGUAAUUUACUGCCACACACCCAGCGUCGUGCGAAUCCCAAUGGAAAAAGGAAGGCCGUUGAAGAGCUCACACAUCAAUCAUCUUCACCAAAUAAGCGGGUUCUACAGGCCACAGAGGCAGGCUACAAUGUGGCCGCAUCGAACGAGCCCAAUGUGCAGCCUGUCGAGUACGAAGACAUUACCGAAGAGGUCCAGCGCCGACUUCAAGCAAAAGAAGCCCAGCGACAACGUGACAAGGCCUCUAAGAUGAACCCCGCAGGCCGGAAGCGACUGCGCGAAUCGUUUGAAUCCAUCGAGUACCUCCAAAAUGCCGAAGCGUCUCCUGAAUCUAAACGAUAUCGCGAUAUAUCUGACGUGUCUGACAUCAAUGACAUGCUUCGGAACAUAACUCCAUUGGCUGCUGGUUCAUCGGGCGAAAUCAACAGUACUGCAAAUGCUGGACAAGUCAUAGUUCACAGACGAGGGGGUGGAUUCACGACAAACUUUCUGGGGGAUCAAUACGACCGCAUGACACCCACGGAGCUAGAGAUUGUGAAAUCAGAGUCGGAGAGCGUCGAUAGUCAAGUGCGUACGAUCCAGGACUAUACCCCCAGUGAGAGCGUUGUGCUUCGAAUCGGAAAUCUCGAUUGGGUGACCACUGAGGGCGACUUGGAGGUACUUUUCAAAGGGUUCGAUGUUACGUCCAUUUCUAUACCUAUUGAGAGGUCUGGUCGUCACCCUGGGCACGGAUUUGUGAACAUGUCCAAUAGCUUGGAGGCUGAAAGAGCCAUUUCUGAGCUCUAUGGAGAAGACCUCUUCGACCGCAAAGUGACAGUUGAGCUGAUGCAAAAUGACGACCACAAGAGCAGAUAUAAAUUGGAGCACCGGGGGAAGACUUAUCGCAUGGACACAUCAGAAACGUCUCAGCCAGUGUGCCAUGACGGAAAAUGGAUGUUUCUCAAAUCGGACGCUACUUACUGAUGUCUGCAAUAAAACGCCUUUGAGUCCACACCUCAGAGUCCUUCUUUCUUUGGAUUUUUAUGAAAGCUCACAGCAGCUUGCAUUAUGAACCGCUUACGUCGUCCCUUCGUCUAAUACUAGCACUUACCGAUUCUCUCGGCGCUACAUGGUAGCAAAAUUCUGUAAAUAAGAAGAAAAGCUCUUAAUAUGAGAUGAUCCCC
Messenger RNA from Pseudovirgaria hyperparasitica, 2005 nucleotides. RefSeq lists its product as uncharacterized. Gene Ontology annotation, molecular function: mRNA binding. The transcript has 4 exons. Lineage: Eukaryota; Fungi; Ascomycota; Dothideomycetes; Acrospermales; Acrospermaceae. The record is from RefSeq and is a predicted model, not a curated record. Bases 141 to 1805 code for a protein of 554 amino acids. Gene Ontology annotation, cellular component: ribonucleoprotein complex; nucleus; cytoplasm.